Molecule: messenger RNA, 822 nt
Organism: Pseudozyma hubeiensis SY62
Lineage: Eukaryota; Fungi; Basidiomycota; Ustilaginomycetes; Ustilaginales; Ustilaginaceae
Product: potential cytoplasmic adenylate kinase
Exons: 1
Coding region: 1-822 (273 amino acids)
Biological process (GO): ADP biosynthetic process
Cellular component (GO): cytoplasm; mitochondrion
Molecular function (GO): AMP kinase activity; ATP binding
Source: RefSeq, a predicted model, not a curated record
AUGAAGGGAGACACCAUCUCUGCCGGAUCUACCGAGCUCUCCUACCUCAAGUCGCUCGUUUCGCAGCUCAACGACAAGAUCCAGCAGCUCGAAUCCAAGGCCUCCUCCGCCGUGUCCUCUAUCACCGGAUCCACCCCGGCCGGCGUUCGUAUGAUCCUCAUCGGACCUCCUGGUGCAGGAAAGGGAACCCAGGCACCCAAGAUCCUCGAGAAGUACAACAACUGCGUUUGUCACCUUGCUACCGGCGACAUGCUGCGCGACCAAGUUUCCAAGCAGACCGAACUCGGUAAGAUGGCCAAAAAGAUCAUGGAUCAAGGUGGUCUUGUCUCGGAUGAGAUCAUGGUCAACAUGAUCAAGGAUCAGCUCGAGACCAACCCGUCUUGCAAGGGUGGAUUCAUUCUUGACGGUUUCCCGCGUACCACGCCUCAAGCUGAGAAGUUGGACGGAAUGCUGCGCGGAAAGAACCAGAAGUUGGACCACGCCGUGGAGCUCAAGAUCAACGACAACCUCUUGAUCUCGCGUAUCACGGGCAGACUGAUCCACCCUGCCUCCGGCCGAAGCUACCACAAGGAAUUCAGCCCUCCCAAGAAGCCCAUGACCGACGACGUCACUGGCGAGCCGCUGAUCCAGCGAAGCGACGACAACGCAGAGACCUUGAAGAAGAGGCUGGCCACCUACCAUGCUCAGACCGCCGCGGUGACGGACUACUAUAGGAAGCAGGGUAUCUGGAGCCCCGUCGAUGCAAGUCAGAGCCCCAAGGUCGUCUGGCAGAGCAUCCAGGCUAUCUUUGAGAACAAGAAGCAGCCUCAGCCGUCCAAGUAA